CUGGGACGGAUCAUUGGCAACUGGAUCUGGGCAGCCGUCCAAACACUUGGCAGAUCCCCUCGACUCGGUUGUUGUUGUUCUGAUGAUGAUGAUGAUGAUGAUGAUGAUGAUUUAGCGAGAUGGAAGAUUGGCAAAUAGAGUUGGCCAAAGGCAGAAGGCAGCCAGCCCUGAGAGUGAGCUUGGCCAUCAUCUUCCUCCUCCUCCUCCUCACUGGAAAAGAGUCCUACUGUGCAGAAAAGCGUUUUUCUAAGCCAUGGCGUUACAUGACAAUGUCCCGUCUCUGCAGGUGUGGCAAACACAAUUGCCAAGCUGGCCAAGACCUGCACCCUGCGCUUCACGGUUGACAGAGUCUUCUUCAUCCUCAAUGACAAAGUGGCAAAUGGAGGCGUGAGCAUGUGGUGUGCGCUCAGUCAGGAGAAGUUCUUUGACGAGUUCCAGAUGGAAGGAGCGGCUGCAGAAGACAACGAGAUUUAUUUGGAGCUGACUCCUGAGAACUUCUCUAGAGCUCUGAAGACAGCUCAAAACGCCAAGGCAGUGAAAAUCAAGCUAACUAACAAGCAGUGCCCUUGCCUCACGGUAGCGGUGGAACUGCCUUCCUUGGCAAGCAGCAGCCGCAUUGUGGUCCAUGACAUUCCUGUGGGGAUGAUCCCCAGAAAGCUGUGGGGCGACUUCAGAGAGCCCAGUCUGCCGGAUUUUGAUGUCAGCAUUUAUUUACCUGCGAUGAAGACCAUGAAGAGUGUUGUAGAGAGGAUGAAGAACAUCAGCCAUUCUCUCGUAAUAGAAGCAAACCAACAAGGAGAAAUGAAUUUGAAAAUAGAAACCGCUUUAGUCUCGGUGACAACCCACUUUAAAGCCCUUGGGAAUCCUGCUUGGGUAUCUGAGCAUGCCUCUCAAAAACCAGCUCAAGAGAGACAGCCUGAGCGCAUGGCCGAGGCGCGCAUCGACAUUAAGAGGCUUCUUCAGCUCCUUGCAGGCCAGCAAGUGAAUCCAGCCAAAGCACUGUGUAAUAUUGUAAACCAAAGGAUUGUCCAUUUCAUCUUGCUCCAUGAGGAUUUCUCCUUGCAAUACUUCAUCCCAGCCCUUGCCUGACUUCUCCUCAGGCUCAGGUUGAUUGCAUCUGGAUGCUGAAACGGACACAGAAGGAGGGGAAAGAAAGGAAAAGAGGAGCUUCUAUAAAAAAUCACUAUGCACAGAAGUCUAUCUUUUAUGCAUGGUUCUAUAGCAAGUGGGAUUGAAGUUGAAAUCUUUUUGCAUUUUUAUUGGACUCAGUAUUUUAUUAAAGAACUAAUCCAUUAGG
Messenger RNA from Sceloporus undulatus (fence lizard), 1297 nucleotides. It is a transcript of the gene HUS1, whose product is annotated as HUS1 checkpoint clamp component. The coding region runs from base 394 to 1089 and encodes 231 amino acids. NCBI's taxonomy places the organism in Eukaryota, Metazoa, Chordata, Lepidosauria, Squamata, Phrynosomatidae. Gene Ontology annotation, biological process: meiotic DNA integrity checkpoint signaling; double-strand break repair via homologous recombination; mitotic intra-S DNA damage checkpoint signaling. The record is from RefSeq and is a predicted model, not a curated record. Gene Ontology annotation, cellular component: nucleolus; site of double-strand break; checkpoint clamp complex. The transcript is spliced from 8 exons.